AUGGAGCGCGCGGCGCCAGCGCCGGGCGUGCUGCCCUUCUCGGACCCGGCGCACGCGCCCAGCCUGCUGCGCGGCCUGAGCCAGCUGCGCGCCGAGCGCAAGUUCCUGGACGUGACGCUGGAGGCGGCGGGCGGGCGCGACUUCCCCGCGCACCGCGCCGUGCUGGCGGCCGCCAGCCCCUACUUCCGCGCCAUGUUCGCGGGCCAGCUGCGCGAGAGCCGCGCCGAGCGCGUGCGGCUGCACGGCGUGCCGGCCGAGGCGCUGCAGCUGCUGCUGGACUUCAGCUACACGGGCCGCGUGGCGGUGAGCGGCGCCAACGCCGAGCCGCUGCUGCGCGCCGCCGACCUGCUGCAGUUCCCGGCCGUGAAGGAGGCGUGCGGCGCGUUCCUGCAGCAGCAGCUGGACGCGGCCAACUGCCUGGACAUGCAGGACUUCGCCGAGGCCUUCGGCUGCGCGGGGCUGGCGGGCGCGGCGCAGCGCUUCGUGCUGCGCCACGUGGGCGAGCUGGGCGCCGAGCAGCUGGAGCGCCUGCCGCUGGGCCGCCUGCUGCGCUACCUGCGCGACGACGGGCUGUGCGUGGCCAAGGAGGAGGCGGCCUUCCAGCUGGCGCGCCGCUGGGUGCGCGCCGACCCGCGCCGCCGCGCCGCGCACUGGCCGCAGCUGCUCGAGGCCGUGCGGCUGCCCUUCGUGCGGCGCUUCUACCUGCUGGCGCACGUCGAGGCCGAGCCGCCCGUGGCGCGCUGCGCCGCCUGCCUGCGCCUGCUGCGCGAGGCGCGCGACUUCCAGGCGGCGCGCCUGGACCGCCACGACCGCGCGCCCUGCGCCCGCCUGCGCCCGCGCCCGUCCACGGGCCUGGCCGAGAUCCUGGUGCUCGUGGGCGGCUGCGACCAGGACUGCGACGAGCUGGUCACCGUCGACUGCUACGACCCGCGCUCGGGCCAGUGGCGCUACCUGGCCGAGUUCCCCGACCACCUGGGCGGCGGCUACAGCGUCGUGGCGCUCGGCAAUGACGUCUACGUGACCGGUGGCUCCGACGGCUCCCGUCUCUACGACUGCGUGUGGCGCUACAACUCGAGCGUGAACGAGUGGACGGAGGUGGCGCCCAUGCUUAAGGCGCGGGAGUACCACAGCUCGGCCGUGCUGGACGGGCUGCUGUACGUGGUGGCGGCUGACAGCACUGAGCGCUACGACCACACCGCCGACUCCUGGGAGUCGCUGCAGCCCAUGACCUACCCAAUGGACAACUGCUCCACCACGGCCUGCCGCGGCCGCCUCUACGCCAUCGGCUCGCUGGCCGGCAAGGAGGCCAUGGUCAUGCAGUGCUACGACCCCGAUGCUGACCUCUGGUCUUUGGUAGACUGCGGCCCGCUCCCGCCCUGGUCCUUCGCCCCCAAGACUGUGACACUCAACGGACUCAUGUACUUCAUCAGGGAUGAUUCGGCCGAGGUGGACGUGUACAGCCCCACCAAGAACGAGUGGGCCACCAUCCCCGCCAUGAAUCAGGUGCAUGUGGGGGGCAGCCUGGCCGUGCUCGGAGGGAAGCUAUAUGUGUCGGGUGGCUACGACAACACGUUUGAGCUCUCCGAUGUGGUGGAAGCCUACGACCCUGAGUCUCGGGCCUGGAGCGUGGUGGGCCGCCUGCCCGAGCCCACCUUCUGGCACGGCAGCGUCAGCAUCUUCCGCCAGUUCAUGCCCCAGACACCGUCAGGUGGCCGCGCCUUCGAGCUGGACGACAGCCGCAGUGAUCUGGAUCCGGGACGGCCGGCGCUACUGCCCCACGACCCCCCUGAUGAGCUGCACUGACCCCGGCCCCGGCCCAGGGAGGACCUCGGUGCAAGUAACGAACAGGCACCCCUGGGGGACAGCGACUCCCCCUUGUCUGUGCACCAGGCCAGUCGGUGACCCUCCCUGGGUCAGGAGGAAGUGACUCCUGCCUUCGCCAGCGCCCCCUCCUGGCGGCUGUGGACAAUCCCGGUUACUGGAGGUCUGUUUGCCCUAGAGGAGGCAGGCCUCAGAGGACCCAUCUGUGAUUUGGGCUCUGUGGGUCCUGUGCCAAGAAGGGACCAGAUCUUCAGGUGCCUGCCCGCCUGG
Suncus etruscus (white-toothed pygmy shrew) is the source of this 2091-nucleotide messenger RNA. It is a transcript of the gene KLHL21, whose product is annotated as kelch like family member 21. Gene Ontology annotation, molecular function: protein binding. NCBI's taxonomy places the organism in Eukaryota, Metazoa, Chordata, Mammalia, Eulipotyphla, Soricidae. The record is from RefSeq and is a predicted model, not a curated record. The coding region runs from base 1 to 1803 and encodes 600 amino acids. Gene Ontology annotation, biological process: protein ubiquitination. The transcript is spliced from 4 exons.